Molecule: messenger RNA, 584 nt
Organism: Leptosomus discolor (cuckoo roller)
Lineage: Eukaryota; Metazoa; Chordata; Aves; Leptosomiformes; Leptosomidae
Source: RefSeq, a predicted model, not a curated record
GUUCCAUGACUGUUGUGACUGUGAAGGCCGUGGCAGGCAUGAUUGUUGUCUCCAUCCAAGGAAACUUACAGCUCGACUACCCGAUAUUUUAUAUCAUGCUGGUGUGCAUGAUUGCUACAGCGAUCUUUCAAGCAACAUUUUUAGCUCAAGCCUCGCAGCUCUAUGACUCAUCUCAGAUCGCCAGCAUCGGCUACAUCCUGUCCACAACAGCAGCAAUCACAGCAGGAGCAACUUUUUACUUGGACUUCACCGGUGAAGAUGUUCUCCAUAUAUGUAUGUUUGCGUUUGGGUGCCUCAUAGCAUUUCUAGGUGUCUUCCUGAUCACAAGAAACAGGAAGAAAACGGUACCGUUUGAACCUUACAUAUCAAUGGACGCUAUGCCAGGCAUGCAGAACAUGCACGAUAAAGGGGUUGCAGUUCAGCCUGACCUCAAAGCUUCUUUUUCCUACGGUGCCCUAGAGAACAAUGACAACAUGCCGGAAAUUUAUACUCCAGCUACGUUGCCGAUCGUGCAGGAGCAACAUGGUUCCAAAGGAGUUUCUGCUCCACCUUAUCGGGUGCUGGAGCACAGCAAAAAGGAGUGA